Messenger RNA from Ectocarpus siliculosus, 1320 nucleotides. The record is from the annotation of a GenBank genome assembly. Lineage: Eukaryota; Phaeophyceae; Ectocarpales; Ectocarpaceae.
AUGCCAGUGAAGCCUGCCCCCACGAGAACAGGCCGUUUCUCCACGUCCUCGACGUCGGCGGCCGAGGCACCUGACGGUAGCAGCGCGGGGGCUCCGCAGGGUGGUGUUGGAGAGGACGGGGGGCAGGCUGCGGGCACCGGGGACGGGGCACAGGAGGAGGAACACGACGACGUGUUCGAAGACCCGAGGACCGCGAUUUUGGACGCUUCGCUGGACCACGUGGAAGAGCACGGGUUUCACUCGGUUGCCGCAGGCAUGUUUCCAAAGGGGGAGGCUGAUCUGGUGCACCACCUCAUGGCCAAAGCUCUACACGAGGUGAAGCGCUUGAGCGAGAAGUCGAAGGAGGAGGAAGGCGGGGACGGCGGUGCUGGUUCCGAGGAUGGAGACGAGUCGUCCCCGGGGUCGGAGUCUGCGUGGCCACCUUCCGAGGCGGAGAGGUUGAGAGACGGCAUCAAGGCCAUGUCGAUCGGCCUUCUGCCCCAAAACGCGGGGGCGACGGCGACUGCGGUGGCGGUGUUGGCGGACGAGUUGGCGUUUCUCGGCGGGGACCGUUCCACGGACCUUUCCUGGUACGGGAAGCGAGGGGUCAUCGCUGGAAUGUACGCCUCAACAGAGCUCUACAUGCUGACGGACAAGUCUGAGGACCUGAAGGACACGUGGGAUUUAUUGGACCGCCUCCUGUUGGACUACGAGAUUCUCGCGUCUUCUCCGGAGAAUGCAGCUGACGUUGCAACUGGGCUGAGCACCGUGGCUACAUCCCUGAGUUCAGCGGCUGUGUCGCUGGCCGGACCUUUCUUCAAACAAGCUUCCAAGCAGGUCCCGGGUGCGGAAACCCUGGCGCAGACGGCGCCCAACGUGGCCGCGCUGGCUUCACAAGCGUUGUCCUUCGUCGCAUCACAAGUUCCGCGCGCUGGGCAAGGGCCGCCGUUCAGCGGCGGCGCCAGCGGCCCUCCGCAGUCCGCCUCGGCUUCUUCCGCGGCGACGCAGACUAAGACCGGCCACGACACCCCCCCUCCCCUGCCGCCCACGUUCCCCGGGGCCCCCGAGCAAGACCCCUGGAGCAGCACACAUGCGUCUGCCGCUGCGGCCGCGAGCGGAAAGCCCGGCAAGUUCGAGGAGGAGUUGGCGCGGGAGGAGCGAGAGCUCUUCGGCGACGACGAAAAGAAGCAAAGUUGAAUACAAGGCGCGCCUCCGAAUGGGAUGGUAGUAGUGCCAUCAACGUGUGAUGCAAGAUGAACGUGCAGCACGUGUUGGUGUGAAUCAGCUGCCAGGUGCCGUUAGUGAAGUUUCCGAAGCUCACCCAAGCUGACGUGUUGUUGA